This is a messenger RNA of Arvicola amphibius (Eurasian water vole), 1915 nucleotides long. It is a transcript of the gene Kcnn4, whose product is annotated as potassium calcium-activated channel subfamily N member 4. The coding region runs from base 132 to 1409 and encodes 425 amino acids. Gene Ontology annotation, cellular component: plasma membrane; neuronal cell body; neuron projection. Gene Ontology annotation, biological process: potassium ion transmembrane transport. The record is from RefSeq and is a predicted model, not a curated record. The transcript is spliced from 10 exons. NCBI's taxonomy places the organism in Eukaryota, Metazoa, Chordata, Mammalia, Rodentia, Cricetidae. Gene Ontology annotation, molecular function: small conductance calcium-activated potassium channel activity; intermediate conductance calcium-activated potassium channel activity; calmodulin binding.
UCAACUGCUCAUGGCUUCAGUGGGGAGUCUGGUGUCUGUCUGGCACGACCGUCAGUCAGUGCUGCCCAUUGGCGCGUCUCCCACAGCCAUCCUUUCCAGGAAGCUGGCUGAGCCCCAAGACCUCAGGGGCCAUGGGCGGGGAGCUGGUGACUGGCCUGGGGGCCCUGCGACGGAGAAAACGCCUGCUGGAGCAAGAGAAGAGGGUGGCCGGCUGGGCGCUGGUGCUGGCGGGAACUGGCAUCGGACUCAUGGUGCUGCACGCUGAGAUGUUGUGGUUCCUGGGUUGCAAGUGGGUGCUGUACCUGCUCUUAGUUAAGUGCUUGAUCACCCUGUCCACUGUCUUCCUCCUCUGCCUCAUUGUGGCCUUCCAUGCCAAGGAGGUCCAGCUGUUCAUGACCGACAACGGGCUCCGGGAUUGGCGGGUGGCGCUAACCCGGCGGCAGGUGGCACAGAUCCUGCUGGAGCUGCUGGUGUGCGGGGUGCACCCGGUGCCCCUGAGGAGCCCGCAUUGCGUCCUGGCCGGGGAGGCCACCGACGCACAGCCCUGGCCGAGCUUCUUGGGCGAAGGGGAGGCGCUGCUGUCUCUGGCCAUGCUGCUCCGUCUCUACCUGGUGCCCCGCGCGGUGCUGCUGCGCAGCGGCGUCCUGCUCAACGCCUCCUACCGCAGCAUCGGGGCGCUCAACCAAGUUCGUUUCCGCCACUGGUUCGUGGCCAAGCUCUACAUGAACACGCACCCGGGUCGCCUGCUGCUGGGCCUCACGCUCGGCCUGUGGCUCACCACAGCUUGGGUGCUGUCUGUGGCUGAGAGGCAGGCUGUUAAUGCCACCGGGCACCUCACAGACACGCUGUGGCUGAUACCCAUCACAUUCCUGACCAUUGGCUAUGGGGACGUGGUACCUGGCACCAUGUGGGGCAAGAUCGUCUGCUUGUGUACUGGAGUCAUGGGGGUCUGUUGCACUGCCUUGCUAGUGGCUGUGGUGGCCCGGAAGCUGGAGUUUAACAAGGCGGAAAAGCACGUGCACAACUUCAUGAUGGAUAUUCACUAUGCCAAAGAGAUGAAGGAGUCAGCAGCACGGCUCCUACAGGAAGCCUGGAUGUACUACAAGCACACUCGCAGGAAGGACUCCCGAGCUGCCAGGAGGCAUCAACGCAAGUUGCUGUCCGCCAUCUACACGUUCCGCCAGGUACGGCUGAAACACCGGAAGCUCCGGGAACAAGUGAACUCCAUGGUGGAUAUCUCCAAGAUGCACAUGAUCCUGUGCGACCUGCAGCUGGGUCUCAGCUCCUCGCACCGGGCCUUGGAGAAGAGAAUCGACGGGCUGGCAGGCAAGCUGGAUGCCCUGACUGAGCUGCUGGGCACUGCCCUGCAGCAACAGCAGCUACCAGAACCCAGGCAGGAGGCCACGUAGCUGCACUCACAGAAGAAGAAUCAGGCUAUGUACCCCAGGACUGACCUCAACAACAUCCUCCCUGCCACUUCUGACCGAGUCCCAUGAAUAAAGCACUUCAAGAUGCUAGGACCAAAGCGAGCCCACGUUGAGAUGCGUGGACUCUCUGGUGGUAGCGGCUUGGAUCUCCAACAUUGAUGGGAUCAUGGCUACCCCUACACACAUGCGCUCAUCAGAAGUCUUCUUGCUGUGCUGCUGUUCAUGAACUCUCAAGCUCUGUCAGAGGUGAAGGUGCCUAGGGCUAGACUACGGGUUCCUGGGAGAGAGGCAACUGGUAGCCUGGGGUCCAGGAUGCUGGGACGCUUCAGUUUACCAAGGGCUGGCCUCGCUGAAGGAACCAGGUCCGAGAGGCAGGAGCCGGUGCCCCCUGGUGGACGCCAUGGAAGAUUCCGCUUUCCCGGAAUGCAGAGACAUUUGCUGGGAGGAGGGGUGUGGUGCCGCUCACCUGUCCACUGUCACACUUUGUA